Molecule: messenger RNA, 624 nt
Organism: Elephantulus edwardii (Cape elephant shrew)
Lineage: Eukaryota; Metazoa; Chordata; Mammalia; Macroscelidea; Macroscelididae
Product: substance-P receptor-like
Exons: 2
Coding region: 37-624 (195 amino acids)
Biological process (GO): G protein-coupled receptor signaling pathway; positive regulation of flagellated sperm motility
Cellular component (GO): sperm midpiece; plasma membrane
Molecular function (GO): substance P receptor activity
Source: RefSeq, a predicted model, not a curated record
GUGGACAGAGAGGGCACUGAGGCACCUGGCCACGGAAUGGAUAACGUCCUCAGCGCGGACUCAGACCCCGCCCCAAACAUCUCCACGAACAUCUCGGAGCCCAACCAGUUCGUGCAGCCCGCCUGGCAGAUCGUGCUGUGGGCAGCCGCCUACACCAUCAUCGUGGUCACCUCGGUGGUGGGCAACGUGGUGGUGAUGUGGAUCAUCCUGGCGCACAAGCGGAUGAGGACGGUGACCAACUACUUCCUGGUGAACCUGGCCUUCGCCGAGGCCUCCAUGGCCGCCUUCAACACGGUGGUGAACUUCACCUAUGCCGUCCACAACGAGUGGUACUAUGGCCUCUUCUACUGCAAGUUCCACAACUUCUUCCCCAUCGCAGCCGUGUUCGCCAGCAUCUACUCCAUGACGGCCGUGGCCUUCGACAGGUACAUGGCGAUCAUCCACCCCCUGCAGCCCAGGCUGUCAGCCACUGCCACCAAGGUGGUCAUCUGUGUCAUCUGGGUCCUGGCUCUCCUGCUGGCCUUCCCGCAGGGCUACUACUCCACCACGGAGACCAUGCCCAACAGAGUCGUCUGCAUGAUUGAGUGGCCCGAGCACCCCGAGAAGAUUUACGAGAAAGUGUGA